AUUCCCCAUAUCUGCAGCAAGCAGCAGCCACAGCAGAUGAUUGAGGAACACGUGCACCAUCAGAUCUUCUUAAUCACAGAAAAAAAAGAAGAAAAGUAAAAACAGGAAGAGCUAAUAUCCAAUCAUAUUCUCUGACACCCCCAUCAAAAAAAUAAUAAAAAAAUAAUCUGACACCCCCAAUCAAUAUUUCUCACACACAUACUUUUUCUCUCUCCUCUCUCCAUUUUCUCUCCUUACUUCCUCCUCCAUACACCACCAAAAUCAACUUCACAACCUCAUUUUUCUUUCUUUCUUUAUUCAAUUGUGCUAAAAUUCCCAAUUAUUUUGAGUUAUAUUUCCCCAAAAAGUAUACCAAAAAAAAUGGCAGCAUACUAUCACAAUCAUCAUCAUCAUAAUCAUAUUAAUAAUAACAACAAUAAUAAUCCUGUCACAAAUUCAGAAAUCCAAGAUCAUAGUACUAAUAAUUUUCAUACACUAAUUCUCAUGAACCCAAAUUUAGCUGAUCCUCAACAACAACAACAUCAACAACAACUACAAUCACAACAACUAACAACAGCAUCAUCUCAAUCUCACAACAUCCUCCUCUUAAACUCUGCUGCUACCGCCGCAGCCGCGGCGGCAGCAGCAGCAACUCUCUCUCCUCCACAACCACUACUUUCCCACCACCACCACUUUGUGCGUUUGCCUACUUCAUCACCGCCCGAACCCAAUAAUAUUACUUUGUACGGAUACCCAUCUCAUGAGGCGCGUGACUUGCCACGCGCUAGGCAGGGGCUCUCCUUGAGCCUUUCUUCUCAAAACCACGCGAUAGCGGGUGGGUCCCACCAAGGUGGAGAUGGUAACAUGGGUAGUACUGGUGGGCAUAAUUCGAUAUAUGGGUCUAAGUACUUGAAAGCAGUUCAAGAGCUACUUGAAGAGGUAGUACAUCUAGGUGAUCAUAAUAGUACUAGUGUUAUCUACAAGAAUAACACUAGUACUACUACUAAUACUAAUAAUGAUAAUGAUAAUGAUGGUUCAAUCAAAAAGUAUGGUGGAGAGUCUCCGUCUAAUGAAAGAGACGGAGGCCGUGGCGGAGGUGGAGGUGGAGGUGGAGGCGGAGGAGGUGGACAACUUAGCACAGCUGAGAGACAGGAGAUUCUGAUGAAGAAGACUAAACUUGUUACUAUGCUUGAUGAGGCAGAGCAAAGAUACAGGCAAUACAAUCACCAAAUGCAAAUUGUGAUAGAAUCAUUUGAGCAAGGAGCAGUUGGAUCAGCAAAGACAUAUACAGCGUUGGCAUUGAAGACGAUUUCGAAGCAGUUUAGGUGCUUAAAAGAUGCAAUUCAAGGGCAAAUUCGAGCAGCUAACAAGACAUUAGGUGAUGAUCAAGAAGGUGGUUCAGGAUCAUUAGCUGGUGGGAAGAUUGAAGGGUCUAGAUUGAAAUACAUUGAUCAUCAGAUUAGACAACAACGCGCGCUUCAGCAGCUUGGAAUGAUCCAAAAUCCUAAUGCUUGGAGGCCUCAAAGAGGGUUGCCUGAGAGAUCAGUUUCUGUUCUUCGCGCUUGGUUGUUUGAGCACUUCUUACACCCGUAUCCAAAGGAUUCUGAUAAGAUCAUGCUUGCCAAACAAACAGGACUUACUAGAAGCCAGGUAUCAAAUUGGUUCAUAAAUGCUCGUGUACGUUUAUGGAAGCCAAUGAUUGAAGAAAUGUACACAGAAGAGCUUAAGGAGCAAGAACGAUUAUCAGAAGAGAAACUAGGAAACAGUAGCAAGGAAAACAGCAACAAUGAGAAUGAUUCAGGUGCUUUGAAUUACUUAAACAACCAAGAGAAAACCAACAUUAUUGCUGAAAAUCAUCAAGUUAACAACUGUAAGGAACAAAACAAUGCUGCUUCUACUUCCUCAUUCAUUUCCAUUCCAUCAGGUAAUAAUACUACAAUGGCUAAUCAAAACCAACAUGGGUUCACCCUUUCGAGUUCAUUAGAUAUGGAAGAUGCUGGGAUAUCUCCUAGAGGGCCUAAGAGACAGAGAAAUGAUGAUCAAGUUCUUCGCUACGACGAGAGUAAUAAUGGAGAGAUCAUGAUAAAGUUUGGGAAUGAGAAGCAAGGAAGAGAGAAUGAAAAUGGUUAUCCCAUUAUAUCUGGUGGAAUGAAUUUUAUAGGAAUGGGAGGAGGGGACUUAGGAACAUACCCAAUUGGAGAAAUAGGUAGGUUUGAAACAGAGGAUUUCUCUCCACAACCAAGGUUUCUUCAUGGGAAUGGGAUUUCCCUUUCCCUUGGACUUCCUCCUUGUGAGAAUCAUCCUCAACAACUCGAAAAUCUUUCGGCUACAAACCAUACAUUUCUGUCACCAAAUCACACAUUUCUGUCACCUUCUUUUGCAUAAUUGCAUAGAAACUUAGAUAUAUAUUGUUCAAAUAGUUUAAGAUUGGGAUAGUAUAUAUAAGGAUCUUGGGAAUGUAUAUUAAUUUUGUAGCAUAUUCAUGUUAUAUAUCAUAUAUGGAUAGUAAAUAGAUUGGAAUGUUGUUAGUAAUUAGUAUACCUAAGGUUGCAAUUAUAUAUGCAGAUAGUAUUAUAUGCUACUCCUGCAUGACUUUCAGCUUGUUUUGCUAGAAUAAGAUCUCUUUUUUUCAAGUUGCAUAGUAUACUAAUGAUAUCAAUUUAUAUGUAUCUUUCUGAUGA
This is a messenger RNA of Beta vulgaris subsp. vulgaris (sugar beet), 2660 nucleotides long. RefSeq names its product BEL1-like homeodomain protein 1. Gene Ontology annotation, biological process: regulation of transcription by RNA polymerase II. The record is from RefSeq and is a predicted model, not a curated record. NCBI's taxonomy places the organism in Eukaryota, Viridiplantae, Streptophyta, Magnoliopsida, Caryophyllales, Amaranthaceae. The transcript is spliced from 4 exons. The coding region runs from base 361 to 2364 and encodes 667 amino acids. Gene Ontology annotation, molecular function: DNA-binding transcription factor activity, RNA polymerase II-specific; RNA polymerase II cis-regulatory region sequence-specific DNA binding.